Molecule: messenger RNA, 1109 nt
Organism: Leguminivora glycinivorella
Lineage: Eukaryota; Metazoa; Arthropoda; Insecta; Lepidoptera; Tortricidae
Product: probable cysteine protease RD19C
Exons: 5
Coding region: 31-1014 (327 amino acids)
Cellular component (GO): lysosome
Molecular function (GO): cysteine-type endopeptidase activity
Source: RefSeq, a predicted model, not a curated record
AGGCUCAUAUGAUAGUUGCAAACGAAUACCAUGUUUAAACAGAUUGUCCUUGCGACGAUCUGCCUCGCUAGCAGCACGGUCCAAGCGAUUUACGAAAAACCAUACUACGAAUUAGAAGAUGCUGAAAACCUGUUCAAGGACUUCAUUCAAGAGCAUGAUAAAGUAUAUGACCAAAGGGAAUAUUACGAACGACUCGAAAUUUUCAAGAAAACCUUGAAGGUUAUUAAUGAACAAAACGCUAUGUUCCCUGACACCGUGUUCGCAGUAAACCACUUUGCUGAUUUAAAAGCUGACGAGCGGGAGCAAUACCUUGGUUUCAAACUCCCAAGUGGGAAUAGAACGAAAACGGUGCUCCCAGAUUUGCCCCAGGCUGCGGACGAGUUGGACUGGAGAGACGCACAUGUAGUUACUCAUGUUAAGGACCAAGGAAUGUGUGGUAGUUGCUAUAUCUUCAGUGCUGUUGGCGAAAUUGAAGGGCAAUACGCCCUCAAACACAAGCAAUGCCUUGCCUUCUCCGAAGGACAGGCCCUCGACUGUCUAUGGUUAGGAACAUGCUGGGGGGGGAUCAUGCACCAAGUUUUUAAGGAACUAGCUAGGAGAGAGAAAAAGUUAGAAAAGGAAGAAAACUAUCGCUAUAAACCCAGAAAACACCACUGCCAUGAUAAUAAGAGUUUAGCGAUUGCCUCGGUGUUAGAUGGCAGAGAAGUGGAGAUCAAAGAUGAAGAGCAACUUAAAAAACUGUUGGCAAAAUAUGGACCUCUUUCAGUUGCCCUAAGCGCGGAAGAUUUAUUUACUUAUAAACAUGGAAUACUAGAACCGAACCUAUGCAUUGGACAACAAAUUGACCACGGCGUACUCUUGGUGGGAUAUGGAGAAGAAAACGGUAAACAGUACUGGCUGAUCAAGAACUCGUGGGGCAGGAUAUGGGGCGAAAAAGGCUAUUUUCGUCUAAGGAGAGGAGUCAACGCGUGCGAUAUGGGAACUGGUUACACGGCUGUCUGUCAAGUUGAUUAAAGGUUAAACACGCCAAAAAUGGGGCACACUUAAAUGUUUAUUAUAAAAAAAAUAUAAUAAAUAAAUAAAAGAUGUUUGAUUUAAAUAUGAGCAAA